Messenger RNA from Xenia sp. Carnegie-2017, 5306 nucleotides. RefSeq lists its product as uncharacterized. NCBI's taxonomy places the organism in Eukaryota, Metazoa, Cnidaria, Anthozoa, Malacalcyonacea, Xeniidae. The transcript is spliced from 18 exons. The record is from RefSeq and is a predicted model, not a curated record. Bases 312 to 4955 code for a protein of 1547 amino acids.
AGUAGUGUUUUCGAGAUGAAUGUAAACAUCGGACCGCGCAUUGAGACUCCUGAAACGAUAGUUACGAAGCGACACAUAGUGUCAUCAUAGAGCUAGACGGCGUUAAGAUUUCAAAGUAUUUUUUUAGCAAGUAAUAUGAUAGUUUCUAGCUCGUGGCUAUUCCUAUAUUAAUCCUUGAAACAGGUUGAGUGCCUUACGCUUGACUUGAUACGCAGUCUAUUCGACCAGUGACAAGAUGAAAUGAUAACUGUAUCAAGAAUUAUCGUUUUGAAAUGUAGACUGACAAAACGCGUUCAUUUAAGAGCGCAAGAAUGCGAAGAAUUUCGUAUCUUCUUGGUCUAUUUUCCGUUAUCCUUUUGGAAUAUCCUCUGCAACUAGUUAAAGGAAACGGUUAUCUCAUUGAUCGUGAUUUAAUCGCGAAGAGCGACGGUUUUAAAUUCAACGUUCAUCGUGGAACUGGAAAAGUUAAGGGGAAAGGAUUUCACAGCCUCGGAUGUUGGAAGGACACUUGGGCAAGAGCACUUCGAGUGCUAGAGAGACGCCAUCGACUUUUGAUGGAUGUAAAUUACAAGUUACGCGAAGAUCCGCUUAGAAAAUGUGCCAUCGCUGCAUUGGACAACAAGAUGGAGCUCUUUGCAAUCGAAAAUGGCGGACAGUGUCUUGGUGACAGUGAAAUUUCGUUAUCUUAUCGAAAAUAUGGAAAAACGACAACUUGCAAAGAAGACGGUUACGGAGGACCCUGGGGCAUGCAAGUUUACGGCUUUACAAAUUUUCGCAAUGGUGGAUACAGUAAAUGGUCCGAAUGGACGUCUUGUAGUAAAACGUGUGGGAAAGGGAUACAGAAACGAUAUCGGACGUGUAUGAAUCCAUCCCCUGCGCGUGGUGCGCGAAACUGCGAUGGACUGGGACCGAACAUCGAAAUAAAACUAUGCGAAUCAUAUUGUUUAGGUGAACUGCGCGAUGCUACACAGGAUGGGAAAUUUUCUAAAACAACCGAAAGAGCAGAGUUUUUGAUUGACGCGGAGAACAAAAAUGAAAGUUAUGGGAGCAUUAAGAAACAUGAUAAUGGAGUUCGGGGUGAUGAAAACAACUACGAUGUAGACAAACUAUCAAAAAAUUUCCCAAAAGGUUUUUCGCUUGAAUCUUUUAGAGACUUUCCCACUGUAAAUGAAGAAAGGGCGGAUGACAAUGAGAUGAUCGAACCCUUAUAUUUUAAGUCGAUUUCCAGAAAAAACGAUGACCACGCUUCAAAAAGUGAAAUGGAAGCCAAAAAAGAUUCACAUCGCUCGAACCUGCAGACAUCGUUAAAUGGUGGCGAGCUCAUGCCCAUUCCCCCAUCACAGAAAGACAAGAAUUCGCGUUUUCGGGACCGUGUUCGGAUUGCAACCGAUAUUAAUCGCACACUCAAGAAAAUUGAUGACGGAUUCCGAUUAAAACAUAUUGAUGUUAAGGAGGAGAAACGAGGUGGAAAAAAUGACGAGGAAAGAGCAGAUAAGAGACUCUUGGAAGGAUGUGUGUGUCCUGUGGUGUCGUGCAAUCAUCUCGCCGACACAGGAAUGUUCAUUGACAACACGAACGUGACUGACAUCAAUGAUCUCAAUGAAAUGAAAGCUUUCGCCAAAGGACUGGCUAUUGGUUUUAGGACGAGGUACAAAGAUGUACUUAUGGGGAUCAUAGCCAACGGUAUGAAGCGUUCCGAUGUUGAUGCAUCUACGACAACGACGAUGAACGCAAGGGAUUGGAUCCAAAGCUUCGAAAAAAGUCGUGAAAAUUGGAAACCGACCUCGAAUAUUCCAGAAACGCCUCAGUAUCGAUCUUCGAGGCAACAUUUCUCUAGUGACCCGGCAACCGGGGUUGACAGUAAGGCAUAUAAGCGGGCAGAAGCGUACAUGUUGGUCAAACAGAAGCUACCGGUUCCGCCAAUACUCAAUGACGUUCUUUUUGUGCUGGUCAGCGGUUCCUAUAGCGAUGUUGAAGUGCAUGCGCCGAUUAAAGAAAUGAAGGCGGCGGGAACAAAAAUCGUCGUAAUUGGCGUGGGGCUUGGCGCCAAGAUUGGAAAGCUCGCAUCGCAAGCUGACGAUAUUUUCAUGGUACCCCCCGGAACUGGAAAUGCAAUAGUCAAUGCCAUUGUUUAUGCAGUUUGUAAAAAAUAUCUUAUGGGGAAACCUGGUCCGAACAUCAUGCCAUGUCCAUGUUUGGCAAAAGCGAUAAAGAAAACUACAGCUUCUGAAAAACCUGAUAUUGAAGUUUUGCGACGUCCGAUUUAUGGAGAAAGCAACGUCACAUUUCAUAUGGAAACGAACAAGGAGGUGACAAUGACAAAGUACCAAACAGGGAUGUUUCAAACUAGCAAUGUAGCCAAUGGCGAUACUUUAUAUAACAUGGCGAAACCUUCAGGGACCGAAAUUAUUUCACCGGCACAAUACUCCGCGUCAUCCGAUCAAAACACGCCCUUCACAGGCAUAUCGUCGCCAUCCAUGCCGCCCGCAAAACCCUCCGGGUCUGAUGCGGUCCAGCCCAAUAAUCAGGUCUCGCAUAUGGCACAUGAAACAACAUCCGGGAGACCGGCGAACACAAUCAUGCGCGUAAAUGACAAUCUACAGCCAAUAUCCAAAGUUUUGUCGACACUUGGUGAAAACAUCAACAAGGCUCAUGAAAAUGGUAAACUGAAGAAAGGCGGCAAAGAUAUGGGCGGUCAUAUACAAAGGUUGUUAAAAACCAUUGGAUUGUUAAAAUCCCAGGUGAACGAGUUGCGGUUGAAUCACGAGCAGACCGACGGAGUUCCUACCACCCAAUCAGAUGCACGGUAUGAAAAUCAAAGAGGAUCAGUCGGAAAUACAGUUGACCGCAAAACAGAAAAUAAAACGUCCACUCAUCGAGUAUCACCUGGCAGAAAAUUACCGAAAACUGCGGGGAUUCAAUUGCCUUCGAAAAACAGUACUUAUUUAAAAAUACCAUCGUUGACGUUGAGAAUUGUCGAUGAAAAAAACGUACAGCCCGGUAAGGAGGCCGUAUUUCAUAUCAAAGGAAAAGGUCAAGUCGUGCACUUUGCCAAGCCAUUAGAACGCUAUCAGGCCGACGCGAUUGGUCCAACACCUAUCAAUGGCGUUAACGCGCCGAGUUCAGCUUACGAGCCACCAAAGAGCGCUCAUUACGCAGGCGCGCAAAAGUUUAAAAAGAUUUCAGAAAAGAUACAACAGAGCAUUCUCGAUUCGACACAACACACGCAGGGUUUGGGCGAACCGUUAAAGAUCGAUGUUCAUUCUCAACCAUCGAUUGUAAUGCCCAUGUUGCCUUUCGAUGUCAAUGAAACAAGCGCAGCCAAAAACAACACACAAAUCACGAACUCAGUCAACAUGGCGUCAAGUGAUGGGAGGAAUCAUAAAAAUAAGUGGACAGUGUCCAUGAACGUACCACCGUUUUUCGUUGCCUUGGCGACAAAAAACACGACAAAACAUGAAAGAAAUACUUUCGUUGGACUGGCACGGAAUCAGGAAAGGCAAAAGUGGAAUGAACCAUUUUCAAAGUCCAGUGCCCUGAGAUGGGAUGAUUUCAGGCAACGUCAAGAUCAAGGUCAAGAUCAAGGUCAAGGUCAAGGUCAAGCUGCAAACUUUGAACGUCGCUUAACUGCAAAAAAUACGGCAAAUCGGUUCACACCUGUUAAGUCAAAUUUACCAGACUGCAAUAUAAAUCUGGGUUUCGUCGUUGACGGAUCUGCGAGCGUUGAAGGAACCGGAAGAGGACAUUUUCUGAAAAUGAUCAACUUUGUCAAAGGCGUGAUACACCACUUUGUCGUCCUCUCCCAACAGGUUCACAUAGGGACACUAGUGUACAGCACGAAUACAAACGUCAUCCUGUCGUUUGGAACAGCAGGAACAGAAAGGGUUGUUGAUGAAUUGCUAGAUAGCAUUAAUUAUCCAGGGGAAGGAUCUCUCACGGGGAAAGCGAUGAAAGACGCUUGGAACAAGAUGUUUGUGGCGGUUCCACGAGGUCGGAAAAAUACGAUGAUUCUGAUGACCGAUGGUCCCUCCAAUGAUGACGUCAAGAAACCGUCAAAGUGGUUGAGAGACAAUGACGCGGAGAUCUUCGUCAUCGGCUUGGGGGAUGGUUACGCGAUGAAACAACUGCGAGAUAUAGUCAGCACGCCAGCUAAUGAACAUAUUAUAUUAAAGAAUUACAAUGACUUAAAAUCGUCGGUGACAGAAGUGAGAAACAAAAUUUGCCAUUUCAACGCACAGGAAGUGUUACAGAUCACGAAAAGCAGUUUGUACGCCAACAUUCUGGAGGAAAUGAACGCAUUCCAAAAGAGUGCAGGCUCCAAUCAGUGCAUCCUGGACGUUGUGUUCCUAUUGGAUGGCUCGAUACAAGUCGAGAGGAAUGGAGUGGGAAAUUUCCAACGUGAAGUGAACUUUGUCAAAAAAGCCACCCAUUAUUUACCGCUGUCGCGAAACGACGUUCAUAUUGGAGUAGGAUUGUUAGGUGACGCUGAUGUUGUCAUUUUCCCUAUGAAUAAACACUAUACGGAGGAUUCUAUCAUCUACGAAUUGGACAACAUACACUUUCCAGCAUCCUCUGGCAUUCAAUUUGAAGAACUCGAAUAUGCAAGACAAAAUAUGCUUUUUAAAGGCACAAGGAUCAUGGCGCCGAAGGCUUUUGUUUUGGUCACCGAUGUAAGUUCUAUGGAUUCGUACAAAAAACCUUUUGAAGAACUUCGAAAAGCCGGGUCACAUUUUGUGAUUUUUGGAGUCGGCGCCAAAGUGUACUCUCAGGAAUUCAAAAUUGGAGCAAAUGUUAAAGGAAUGAAAAGUGAGACAAUAUCGUUGAAUAAUGAAAACGAGGACGACGCAGCGCAACAUAUGGCCAGAAAUUUAUGCAAGCUUUCGAACUCAAAACGAUCUACGACGCCUCGUGGUAACUGGUUGCCAACAUUUAAAAAAAUAAACGCUAGCUGGUGAAAGAGCAAAAUGACCCCACAGAAAAAUGACUCUAUCAUUCAGGAAUCAUUUUGAGAAUUUUCCACAAUGAAUAUCUUUAAAUAAUGUAAAAUUAACUACAAGUAACUUCCAAACCAUACUAAUGUUCGAAGUACUGCUUCAAAAGUAAUCCUCCCGUGGAAAAUGGAAGUUGUAAAUGCUUUCGACGCGUCAACCAUGCAGGUUUUUUUUAGAAGAAUCUAGAUAUUUUAUUUAAUGAUAAAAUUAUAAUGAACAAAUAUGGACGACAAGCGUCAAAUGUGUACACAAUUUUAAUAAUUAGCGUUUGAAAUAUUUUUAAACCAAUGAUAAAUAAAUACACUGAAAUUUCAA